UUAGCACUAGAGGCAGCUGUUUUGUUUUUAACUUAUAUGACUCGGAGAAGAAUGAUGGUCCAGCAGGUGGCAGUAGUCACCUGCUGGACCAAGAAAUGAAAAAAAAACGAAGAAGAAAACUUCAUCAUCCCGCGACAGCUCAUAGCAGCGUUUCCUCAUGUGAAGAGUUCUUUUUCUCCAUUAGGACCCAAAAUUAGGAGUUUUUCUGCCAAUCAUGGCAACAGAGGGUGUAGAAAAGACGAGUGAAGAUGCCCCGGCGUCGGGUAAGGUGUGCACCCGCUUUGACCUGGAGAAAGAGACGGAGCUGCGCUUCGAGGUGGAGGCCGGGGACGCAGCGGAGCAGGUGGAGCUGGAGCUCCUGACGGGAAUGGCUGAAGUGUUUGGCUCCGAGCUGAACCGAAACAAGAAGUACACAUUUGGACCGGGCUCCAAGAUAGCGGUUUUCACCUGGCAGGGUUGCUGUGUGAAUCUUUAUGGGAAGCCGGAGGUAGCUUAUGUGUCAAAGGACACUCCCAUGCUGCUCUAUCUGAACACACACGCUGCCCUGGAGCAGAUGAGGAAACAGGCGGAGCGGGAGAACGAGAGAGGGCCGCGGGUGAUGGUGGUGGGACCCACAGAUGUGGGGAAGUCAACAGUGUGCCGGAUGCUUCUGAACUAUGCAGUGAGGGUUGGACGGAGGCCAACGCUGGUGGAGCUGGAUGUUGGACAGAGUGGGGUUUCUGUGCCAGGCACGAUGUCGGCCCUGUGCAUUGAGCGCCCAGCAGACGUGGAGGAGGGUUUCUCGGUCCAGGCACCCUUGGUCUACCACUUUGGCUCUACUUCUCCGGGUACAAACAUCAAAUUGUACAACAAGCUGACGUCCUGCCUGGCCGAGGUGUUUUCGCAGCGCUGUGAGGUGAACAGGAAGGCCAGUGUGGGAGGCUGCAUCAUCAACACCUGUGGGUGGGUUAAGGGCUCUGGAUACCAGGCUCUCGUGCACUGUGCCUCCACCUUCCAAGUGGAUGUGGUGCUGGUGCUGGACCACGAGAGGCUCUACAAUGAGCUGAAACGAGACCUCCCUCACUUUGUGCGGGUGGUUCUCCUCCCGAAGUCUGGAGGCGUGGUGGAACGCUCCAAGGAGUGCCGGAGGGACUCCCGGGACGAGAAGAUCCGCGAGUACUUCUACGGCUUCCGCGGGGUGUCUUACUACCCUUUCUCUUUCGAAGUGCGCUUCUCGGAUGUUCGCAUCUACAAAAUCGGGGCGCCGUCCAUCCCGGACUCGUGCUUGCCUCUGGGAAUGUCUCAGGAUGAUACCCAGCUAAAAUUAGUGCCCGUGACACCAGGGAGAGACCUGACGUACCACGUGCUGAGCGUCAGCAGCAUCGAGGACGGGGACGACGGAGCCAGGAAGGGCAUCGUGGAGAGCCCUGUGUGUGGCUUCAUUGUGGUCACCUUUGUGGACACUCAGACGCAGGUGAUGAAGGUGCUCUCCCCGGCCCCCAGACCUCUGCCCAGACACACCCUGCUGAUCAUGGACAUCCGCUUCAUGGACAUGAAGUGAAGCAGCAUCCUGGGAGAAAGGAUUUUGGAAGUGGGGAGCAUUUUUGCUCAAUUUUUAUUUCCAACCUAUCUUGUUCUGUGUUUUGUAAGGACUACAAGGCAUUAAACUACACACCAUCUUGUAGAACAAAUUGUAAAUAUGUUUCUCAUUGUUCGAUAAGUCCAGGCUAAUCUGUUUAAUGAACACUGCUGUUUUUCUUUUAAAUAAUAAAAUUUUAAUGGUG
This is a messenger RNA of Menidia menidia (Atlantic silverside), 1763 nucleotides long. NCBI's taxonomy places the organism in Eukaryota, Metazoa, Chordata, Actinopteri, Atheriniformes, Atherinopsidae. The record is from the annotation of a GenBank genome assembly.